AUGGGUGAUAUGCUCGCGAAGCCGGAGACUCAAAAAUUCUCGACUGUGUUCGAGACGUCACACCUGCGAGUGGGGUGCUGCAGUAUGCAGGGGUGGAGAAAGUCGAUGGAGGACGCUCACGUAGCUCAGUUGAAUCUAAAUGGUAACAAAGACCAGGCUUUCUUCGGCGUUUUUGACGGGCAUCAAUCAGAUGAAGCGUCACGCUACUGUAGGGCACACAUGCUGGAUGAGUUACUCAAGAACAUUGCUAUAUACAAGGAUGACAUCGCGAAGGCGUUUGAGGUUUCUUUCCAAGAAGUCGACAAGCAAAUUUGCAAGAAGUUUGUGUCCAGCGGCACCACGGCAAACUGUGUUUAUUUGGCCGAUCAGAAAAUUGUUUGCGCAAACGCCGGCGAUAGCCGCGCCGUGCUAUAUCGCGGCGGCAAGGUUGUCCCCCUCAGUGUAGACCACAAGCCCUCGGUCCCUGCCGAGGAGGCGAGAAUUGUUGCUGCUGGGUGCCAUGUAGAAAACGGUCGGGUCAACAUGACGCUGGCUGUCAGUCGGGCCUUGGGUGAUGUCGACUUCAAAUCUUGCGCUGCGAAGAGUUGGAUGGAUCAGGCCGUCACUGCCUGUCCCGAUAUCACGGUAACACCGUCACGAAGUGACGAUGAGUUCAUUGUAAUGGGAUGCGAUGGCAUAUGGGAUGUGCUGUCCAAUGAAGAAUGCUGCGACCUGGUGAAAACGCUGAUCCAAAACAGCGACAUCGACAAGAACGGGCACUCUGUUGCGGUAGAUAUUAGUCUUGUCUGUGAGCAGGUUCUUGAUCGCUGCCUUGCCCAAUCGAACUCGGUGAAGGCCGGUACCGACAACAUGACUAUUAUCGUGGUUGAAUUCAAACCGCCAUUUUUCAAGCGUUAA
Leishmania mexicana MHOM/GT/2001/U1103 is the source of this 897-nucleotide messenger RNA. RefSeq names its product protein phosphatase 2C-like protein. Gene Ontology annotation, biological process: protein dephosphorylation. Lineage: Eukaryota; Euglenozoa; Kinetoplastea; Trypanosomatida; Trypanosomatidae. The record is from RefSeq and is a predicted model, not a curated record. Bases 1 to 897 code for a protein of 298 amino acids. The transcript has a single exon. Gene Ontology annotation, molecular function: protein serine/threonine phosphatase activity.